AUGGUUCGUUACUCCAACGAGUCCAUCUUUGGAAUCGCAAAUGAAUCUCCACCAUUGUAUAUGUCUAUGAAAAAUCAUGAUAACAUGACCACAAACACUAGCGCCUUCAAACAAGUAGUCGGUGAAGUCAUGCAAGAAUUGGCUAACGAUGUUGGGACAUCUCCAAAGAAAUAUGCACCAAAGAGGAAAGAAAAGAUCAAACUAUGUAACUAUCGCAAUUGUGGUCUUGAUAGCCAUUUUAGUGGUUCAAGUCACAAUAUGUAUCUAUUUGUUGUGGAAGAGAGGAAUGAAGAAUGUAUACUUCCUAAUGGACAAGAAAUAGCAGUAAAGAGAUUAUCUGUGUGUUCUAAUCAAGGUGUAGAGCAAUUUAUGAAUGAGGUGGUAUUUGUAGCCAAGCUCCAAUAUAGGAACCUUGUCCGGUUGCUAGGAGUUUGUUUGGCUGCAUACGAGAAGUUGCUUGUGUGCGAACUUGUUCCCAACAAAAGCCUCGACUUCAUCUUAUUGAGCGGUUACAUGGCCCCAGAAUAUUUGCUAAGCGGUGAGUUUUCGCUAAAAUCAGAUGUUUAUAGUUUUGGAGUACUAGUUUUGGAGAUUAUCAAUGGUAGAUUGGUAUUUGGUAGCAGAGAGAUAAAGAAUAUACUCCCUUCGUCCUGUAUUAGUCGUUUUGGUUUUGUUAACACAAAAUUUUAUGAAAAAUAG
This is a messenger RNA of Chenopodium quinoa (quinoa), 699 nucleotides long. RefSeq names its product cysteine-rich receptor-like protein kinase 24. The transcript is spliced from 5 exons. Lineage: Eukaryota; Viridiplantae; Streptophyta; Magnoliopsida; Caryophyllales; Amaranthaceae. Bases 1 to 699 code for a protein of 232 amino acids. Gene Ontology annotation, biological process: protein phosphorylation. The record is from RefSeq and is a predicted model, not a curated record. Gene Ontology annotation, molecular function: protein tyrosine kinase activity.